Drosophila biarmipes is the source of this 1418-nucleotide messenger RNA. RefSeq lists its product as uncharacterized. Gene Ontology annotation, molecular function: aspartic-type endopeptidase activity. Gene Ontology annotation, cellular component: lysosome. The record is from RefSeq and is a predicted model, not a curated record. Gene Ontology annotation, biological process: proteolysis; cell death. The transcript has a single exon. NCBI's taxonomy places the organism in Eukaryota, Metazoa, Arthropoda, Insecta, Diptera, Drosophilidae. The coding region runs from base 3 to 1184 and encodes 393 amino acids.
GUAUGAAUUUACGUGUGAUUAUCCUAUUUUUCUGCCUGAUCGUCUUUGUGGAUGGUAAAAAAGUUCACAGAUUCCGACUGCAGAGGCGCUCUCAUAGACACCACAAAGUUCCCCACUCUCAUUUUCACCUGCAAUUCCGUAAUGCCCUGAGAAGAAAGUACGGAUACACGCCACUUCGCACAGUGAAUGCCGUGAAUGUAACUGGUGAUCCGGCUAAAGGGGUAGUGCUAAACGAACACCUGAUUAACUCUUAUGACACCAACUUUUUCGGCGUUAUAUCGGCUGGAGAACAACCCUUUACGAUGCAGUUUGACACUGGAUCUGCGGACAUUUGGGUGCCCAGUUCCCAUUGCAAUUUUUGCAUCAAAAAGUGUGGCACCAAGUUCUUCAAGGAAUCCAAGUCGAAAACCUUUCGAACAAACCAUACCCCCUUCAGCAUCACCUAUGGCUCGGGAUCUGUGAAGGGCAUUGUGGCUUCCGAUGAGGUGGGGUUCGGGGACUUGAAAAUCCAGAAUCAAGGCAUUGGCUUGGUCAACAUUUCCGACUCCUGCUCCGUUUUCGAUGGCAUCGCAGGGUUUGCUUUUCAGGAACUCUCAAUGACCGACUCCGUGCCAGUAUUCCAGCAAAUGAUAGACCAACAAUUGGUGGAACAGCCCAUAUUUUCGUUUCACAUGAAGAGUGGUUCCAGCGACGGUGGUUCCAUGAUUCUCGGUGGCUCUAACUCGAGUUUGUACUACGGUCCCUUGACCUAUACAAAUGUGACGGAGGCCAAGUACUGGACCUUUAAGAUGGACUUCAUAGAGGUCCAUGGCAAGAACUCUAGGCGUUGUGAGUCGGGGUGCAAGGCCAUUAUGGACACGGGAACCUCACUGAUCGUUGGUCCCGUGAUGGAUGUCCUCUAUCUGAACAAGGCCAUCGGAGCCGAGCAUAAUGACACAUAUGAUCUGUAUCUUGUGGACUGCGCCACAAUUCCCCAACUGCCCAUUAUUGUGUUUGGCAUCGCUGGUAAGGAAUUCUUCGUGAAGCCACAGACCUAUGUGAUUGUGUAUCAGGACUUUUGUUUCUCCGGCUUUAUGGACAUGCGGGGCCUGGACCACUGGAUUAUUGGCGAUGUCUUCCUGAGGGAGAACUACGUAGAGUUCGAUUGGGCUAGGAAAAGAUUGGGUAUAGCACCAGCUGUUUAAAUAGAAUUCUUAAAAGAUUAUAUUAUUGAAACACAAAACAGCUUUUGUGAAAAUUAAUUUAAUUUGAAAAAAAUAUAUAAAUGAAGUAGAUGUAUUAUUGUGUCUACAUUUUUAAAUGAUCAAGGGUUGGACUUUAAUUUUGUAACAAAUUUGAAAAUAAUUGUAUGUAUAAGUUGAGUGAGUUGUGCAUGUAAAUUGAAAGUUUAAUAAAAAAAAAUGAUGUUAAAAUAUUAA